CGGGCCGGGUACUGGAGAACGGGGGUUGGGGAAGCCUUAAACAAGCGAGGAGAACUUUCAGGAGUGGCGUUGCCGGCGGCCGAGGCCGCUCCCGUGCGCGUCCCCGCGGCGCUGAGCCCGUCCCUGGCUGCUGCUUGGUGGGACAGGGCGAGUGAAGCGACGAGGGUUGCGUUUCCUUCUUCCAAAAGGAUAAAAUUUCACUGUGCUCCUUCAGGUCUGAAACUUAGUAACUUCAAGAUUAUCAAAUAUAACUUCAGUGAAGCAAAACCGUUUGUUAUGGGGUACCCUAAUACAGCCGGUCUUCUCACAGAAACCGGUGUAAGAAUUUGUCUGUAUCUUUCUGGAAUUCCUAUUGGAUGCUGCCCUCUGAUGUUUGUGGAAUGAACUGCUUUUGGGAAUCUGCUUUUAGAUAUGAUUAUAUGAAAACACAUCCUUCUGAGAAAAUGCAUCUAGCAGUGGUGGCCUGUGGUGAAAGACUGGAGGAGACUGUUACUAUGUUGAGAUCAGCCGUUAUUUUCAGCAUCAAACCUCUCCAUUUUCAUAUUUUUGCUGAGGACCAGUUGCAUGAGAGUUUCAAAGACAUACUUGAAGAAUUUCCCUAUGAAGGAAAAGUUAAUUACACAUUAUAUCCAAUAACAUUUCCAUCUGAGAGUGCAGCAGAAUGGAAGAAAUUAUUUAAACCAUGUGCUUCACAAAGACUAUUUUUGCCAUUAAUCCUCAAAAAUGUAGACUCACUACUGUAUGUUGAUACCGACAUCUUGUUUUUGAGGCCUGUUGAUGAUAUUUGGUCUUUUCUGGGAAAGUUCAACUCCACACAAAUUGCUGCAAUGGCACCAGAACAUGAAGAGCCUCGUAUUGGGUGGUAUAAUCGAUUUGCUAGACAUCCCUAUUACGGAGUAACUGGAAUUAAUUCUGGAGUCAUGCUAAUGAAUAUGACACGCAUCAGAAGAAAAUAUUUCAAGAAUGAUAUGACACCAGUCCGGUUACAGUGGGGAGAAAUUCUGAUGCCACUACUGAAGAAGUACAAGCUGAACAUAACAUGGGGUGAUCAGGAUCUAUUGAACAUUAUGUUUUUUCACAAUCCAGAAAGUCUUUAUGUCUUUCCUUGCCAAUGGAAUUACCGGCCUGACCACUGUAUCUAUGGAAGCAAUUGUAAGGCAGCUGAAGAAGAAGGUAUAUUUAUUCUUCAUGGAAAUAGAGGUGUUUACCAUGAUGAUAAACAACCAACUUUUAGAGCUGUCUAUGAAGCGAUAAAAAAUUAUUCAUUUGGAGAUGACCUGGUUCAUUCGCUGCUGCAGCCCCUAGAACGGGAAUUACAGAAAACCACACACACAUACUGUGGAAGAGUAUACAAAGUAUUCAUAAAGCAGCUAACAAAAAGCAUAAGAGACUUGUAUGCCAGAAGAUCAAAGGGAAGGUGAUUUUUGACUCCUAGCUGUUGCAUCAAGAGACUGAAUUAACAUAGGUGGUCAGAAGGUGCAAGAAUUCUAUUACAGCUUGAAUGGGCUUUUAAUGUGCCCAGAAAAAAGUUUACUAGCAUACAUAAAAAUGAAGUAAAUAUUCAUGUAAUGAAGAGCAAGAAUUGUUUUCUGCAACGGUGACUUUCUGGUUUUUUGAAGUUUAAUCAGUGCUAAUGUUUGUCUCAUAUCUGAUGAUUUGGGUGUUACUGGCUUCUAUGGUCAGUAAUUUUAGUCUGCAUAAUUCAGUUAUCUAAUGAUAAAUGAACAAGGAAGAAAUGAAGAUGGCUCUGUUUGGGAGUGUACCUCAUAUAUUGUCUAAAAUUCUAUUAAACUGUGAAUGUAGCAAUAACUGAGUCAGCAGCACUAACCUCACUUUAAAGGUGUGAGCCUUUAUGUAAACAAAGUUGUUUACAAGUGCAGAAAAUACUCUCUUGUCAAAGAAAUGUGUUUUAAUCAUUGACAAUCUGUAUGUGCCUUUAUAUGUUCAUCUCUUACAUGUUGAAGUACUGUUUUGACAAUCUUGUUUUGUUUAUCUCAGAUGUAAACUGCACACUAUAAAUACGAUUUUCUGAGAAAUUAAUGACUAGUAUGUGAUACUAGCUUUCUCUGUUAGUAAAUACAGAGGCUUUAUAUUAAAAAUAAUUUGUUUCAACAUUUUAGAGCCAUUAGCACCAAAAGGUAGAGCAGAACUGAGGGGGUUUAAGUAAAAAUCCAGUUUGAAGUUGCUUGUCUUACAACACUUUAAAAAAAUUUCAUGGUUGUGCAGCUUUAUAGUAUAGGGCAUUUUGAAAAUAGAAAAAAAGCCCAGUGGUGGAAAGGUGUUGCUGUUGUAUUUCCAUACUAGGAAUUAUUACCUGAUGAUUGUUAUAGAGUAUGUAGUACCUAAAAGUGAAUACUGUAGUAAGAGUUCUGAUAUUCAGACUGUGUAGUAGAUGGGGUUUUUUUAGAGACUGUUUCCUGUUAUAACAUCUUUUUUUAAUAAAUGGCUUUAAAAUAGUUUUGGGGCAGACCCUCAACUACACGAACGCAUUACUGUCAAUAGGGUGAUAGUGAUUUGCAACAGGAAAGGAUUAGGUUUCCUCCAAUUAUCUUAGUGAAAAAAAGAAAAACUUCUGUUUAAGUAAUAAAAACUUUUUCUCCAGAGAAAACCAUGAAGAAAAGGGCUGAAUUCUAGUGUUACAGCAAAAUAUUUAAACUUGCAUGGUA
Molecule: messenger RNA, 2666 nt
Organism: Pyrgilauda ruficollis (rufous-necked snowfinch)
Lineage: Eukaryota; Metazoa; Chordata; Aves; Passeriformes; Passeridae
Gene: GXYLT1
Product: glucoside xylosyltransferase 1
Exons: 8
Coding region: 357-1421 (354 amino acids)
Biological process (GO): protein O-linked glycosylation via N-acetylgalactosamine
Molecular function (GO): UDP-xylosyltransferase activity
Source: RefSeq, a predicted model, not a curated record